This is a messenger RNA of Prionailurus viverrinus (fishing cat), 4519 nucleotides long. RefSeq names its product zinc finger protein 446 (gene ZNF446). Lineage: Eukaryota; Metazoa; Chordata; Mammalia; Carnivora; Felidae. The transcript is spliced from 6 exons. The coding region runs from base 2395 to 4086 and encodes 563 amino acids. Gene Ontology annotation, biological process: regulation of DNA-templated transcription. The record is from RefSeq and is a predicted model, not a curated record.
CACAUCUUUGAGAGGCCAAAGGCUACAUAUGUAGCCUGUCUGAGAUCCACUGAGGGGCUGGAAUACCUGUGCCCCUUGGCAGCCAGAAUGGGUGUGCACCAGCCAGGAGGGUAGAUAGCAUGGGGCUGCCCCAAGCAGGAAUUCUAUCUGAUAUGAGUCUUUGUGAAUCUGGUUGGGGAAUCUGAGGCAGGGUUCACCAGUGGUGGCCAGAAAGAUUGACUCCAGCCUGGUGGGUCUCUAGUCCCUCCACCUCCAAGAUUGGCAGCCAUCUGCCAUGUACAAUGAACACAGACCUUUCACCCUCCCAUUCUCGCACCCUGCCAUCAGGGCCAGACCUGUCAUUUGCUUUUGGAAUCUCACUUCUUGCAAGGAGAGGAGUCCUGCUGGACCCACUCCCAAAGAUCCUUGGGUCCAGGUCCUCUGUGCCAGGCCUCAUGGUAUCCUACAGGCCCCUGAGCCACUGUCCACGCCUCCUGGACUCAUUCUUUCUCCUCUGCUUUGGUACACACUUUUGCGUCACCCCCAUCUUACUUUCCCCCAGAGUGGCUUCCAUGAGGGUCCCUAGGUCACAGCCUCAGUUUGCCCAGAUGUGCAAUGCAAACAACCCCCACUCUGAUAGCUCUUCUCAGGAGCCCAUGGUAUUCAGGAGCAAGGGCAUAAGUCAAACAUCUAGUGGGUACUCAGCAAGUGUUAUCCAACCUUUUCUGCAUCUUGGACUGAAGCUCCUGGAGUUCUCACCCCUUGAGCUGGGCCUGAUGCCCUAUCCCAUUUCCUCCCCGGUCUCCUCCCCACUUAACCAUUCUUUUCACCUGUGCGUUUGGCCCCCUGCUAUCCCUCACUUCCUCCACCCUCCUCAAAUCCACCCCUCCUAGUACUGAGGUCUGGUCAGUGCCCUCCACCCAGGUCCUUAAGGAGCAGCAACCAUGAUUACCUGCUUUCCCCCUUGUCUUGGCCUUUACAUUUAUCUCCCCCAAACAUCUGUGGUCAUGUUGGACCUUGGCCUGUCAGGCUAAUCCUUCUGCUCUUUAUCCCGAACAGGCUGAGUGUAAAAGUGUCCUUGAGCUCUCUGGGUCAAGAUGAUGAAUUGAACACAUACAUUUCACUUGGUUCAGAAACCCACUGGAGGUACAGAGAUGAGAGUGUUUAAAAACAUAAACCCACAAGUAUAAGGAUGUGGAAGAGGUCAACAGCAAUGGCAUUCUGAAACUAGAAGUGGAUGUGGGAUCUAUCUCUGAUUUAGAGAAAGCUAAAUACUGAUUUGGUACUGGGGGAAAUGGACACAGGUCCCCUAAGGCCUAUACUGCAGAACUCCAGAGGGCUUGAAAACUAGCAGCCCCCUGGGAGAGGAGUCCUAAAACAGGACUAGAAAGAGAACUACUGAAGCUGUUAGAACACCAGUUCUUCCCCAUAGAGUGACUGGUGGAAGAGUCGUUUCUGGGGAAUCCACACAGAGAAACGAUCUAAGUCCCCACAAAACAGCCCAGUCUGAUGACAUUACUUAGAAGAGUUGACAAGUCCCAGCCAUGCACAUGGGCAGAGCUUCCAAUUGGUGUGUAAGACCAAUGCUGUUUAUUGAGUGCUUGUAGCCAGGGAUUACUAGGUAUCACAAGAAAUCAAAACACGCAUAUGCAAAUUAGGAUUGAAUAAGUCACUGUUCAACUACUUGAUUCUUGGAAGCAAAACACCCCUUUCCACAGUGAUUUUAACAAACUAACUUUGCCUACUGAGAUUUAAACUAAAGAUCAUUCUUACUAGCUUUGGUACCCAAAGUAAAAAGUUAGCGUCCCAGAACUGGAUAGAAAUCAUCCCUCACUUUGCAGUACUGGCAUCUGAAGACACGUCUGAGACUCUGAGGGUAUAUAAAUCAUGGGACAGCUUCUUGAUGUGUAAAUGAGUGUUCCCUGUUCCUUGUUCCCGCAUGUCCCUAGCAGAGGUCGGAUGGAGGACCCCAUCAGGGGACUCACUGGAGUCAUGCUCGAGAGUUGGCAGAGGUCAACAGAUCAGACUGUCUUAAUGGGUCGGAGUCGGCUUUCUUCAGGGACCGCCGGGAGGCGAGUCCCUGCCAAACCAUACUACCCAGGCCAUCACUUCCGGCCUCCCUGGAGGACAGGGUGACGCUCUGGCCGUUGCCUUGGAAACAGAUGGAGGCGGGCUGGUGUCCUCUAGCGGUUACCAAGAGGAUUGCUCCGCGACAAGAACUAAGCCACAAGAGGGGGCUGGGGAGGAGCGGAGGUGGGGUGCUAGCUCUGAAUGGCCAUAAGGUCACGCUCCUCCCCUCCACCUCACUUGCCAAUAGGAGCCGGGUCCGCUGUGCACAUGCGCAGGAUCCUAACGUAGCCUCCAUCACGGCUGUUGGUCUCUUUUGUUGGCUACAAGAAGACACCCAGUACAACAAUGCCAUCCCCACUGGGCCCCCCACGCCUGCCCUCUGUGGACCCUGUGGCCACUCUGGAGGAGCCCGAGGCAGCACGCCUGCGUUUCCGGGGAUUCUGCUACCAGGAGGUGGCAGGUCCCCGUGAGGCCCUGGCGCGGCUGCGAGAACUGUGCCGCCAGUGGCUGCGGCCGGAGGCAUGCUCCAAGGAGCAGAUGCUGGAGCUGCUGGUGCUGGAGCAGUUCCUGGGCACGCUGCCCCCUGAGAUCCAGGCCUGGGUGCGGGGCCAGCGGCCAGGCAGCCCUGAGGAGGCUGUAGCCCUGGUCGAGGGCCUACAGCAUAACCCUGGGCAGCUGCUGGGCUGGAUCACAGCCCAUGUCCUGAAGCAAGUGGUGCUCCCAGCGGCACAGAAGAUAGAGGAGUCCUUGGGGAGACCCCAGCCUUCAGGGACAGUGGAACUUCUCAGGGCAACCUCUGGGGAGGAGCCACAGGACACCCAGAUGGAGGGGUCUCCCCAGCUCAGCUGCAGUGUGAAGGAGGAGCCUGAUGCUGAUGGGCAGGAGAUGGCACCUUCCAGCCCCCUACAUCCAUCCCAGUCCCGCGAGGGGUACCCAGGACACCGGGAACCAGCCGCCACCUCCUUCCACCUACCCAGGAUUCAGGAGGAGUGGGGGCUACUGGACCGGUCACAGAAGGAACUGUACUGGGACGCGAUGCUGGAGAAGUAUGGCACGGUGGUCUCCCUGGCAGGGUUACCGGCCCCCUUGCCAGAGGCACGGGUUGAGUCGGAGCCAGGGGUACUGCGCUCGGGGACAGAGGGUCAAAGAAGCCUCCACCCGGGUGAGUGCUUCUCCAUGCGAUCUGAACCGCCUGUUGCCUGGUGGAGUGGGAGCUUGUCUGCCCCCACACACCUGGUGGGAGGGAUGGGAAUGUCAAGGACGCUGGGCUACCUGGGACUGCCAACUCUCCUUCCCCAGGAGAUGAGAGUGAGAGUCACUGUGAGGGUCCACCCCGCUGCCCAGAGGCCCAGCCACCCCAGGGCCCCAGGCCUGUCACCUGGGAGGGCCCAUCUGGGGCCUCCGUCUCCACCAGGGCUACACCGGGAGCAGGGCUGGAGACCGGCGCCCCGCGGAGGAAGCCUUACACCUGUGAGUUGUGCGGCCGAGGCUUUGAUUGGAAAUCGGUGUUUGUCAUCCACCACCGGACGCAUGCGGAUGGGCAGGCCACGCGGGCCCCGGUGCUGGCUGUUGGGGGUGCUCAGAAGCUGCCACCAGGUUCCCGGGAGCUGGGCACACCACGCCACCCCCGGCGUGCACUCCCAGGCCCCCGGAGCUAUGCGUGUGAGGAAUGUGGGCGCAGCUUCAGCUGGAAGUCUCAAUUGGUCAUCCACCGCAAGAGCCACGCAGGCCAGCGGCGCCACUUCUGUGGCGACUGUGGCCGCAGCUUCGACUGGAAGUCCCAGCUGGUCAUCCACAGGAAGAGCCACCGGCCGGAGGCCCCAUGAGUGGCUCCAGAAGGCAGCCUCGUCUUGGGAGCCUUGCAGCCUCCAGGUCCUGGACACAGUUCCUGGCAAUCUGGUUCCAGCCUUCCUUGGGCUGCUUGGUCUCUGUGUGAGAUAUGUGGAGGCAACAGAGGACAUUCGUGAAUCAGAGUUCCCAGGAGAGUCCCCUGACCCCAGUUCAGUCUCCCCAAAACAGCCACCUGGGUGUAAGUAAAAGAAGCCACUGCUCCCUCAAUAGCCUAGUGAGGCCUGGGCUGCAAUAAACUGCCUAAGCUGAGUGACUUCCAAGCUCCAAGGUCCCCAGCUGUGACCUGAUGCAGAUGGACAGGUUAAGGACUCUCCUUACCCCUGGGACCUUGUUGGCCCCAGGUGGCUGAUCAAAAACUGCCCUUUCUACCCCUUCUGAAGCUGCUGGGCCUGAUGUCUUGGCGUAGACAGUCCAGAAAGCUCAGGAAAGCAUGCCUUGCUUUGUUUGCAGACAGAUGGAAAACUCAUGGCCCUCUACAUUUUAGAUUUGUAACAAGUUGCAUUUUUUUUUUUUAAUUUUUUUUUCAACGUUUAUUUAUUUUUGGGACAGAGAGAGACAGAGCAUGAACGGGGGAGAGGCAGAGAGAGAGAGGGAGACACAGAAUGGGAAACAGGCUCCA